CACCCAUCCCAACUCAACUCUUCCACACACACCUACCGAUAGUCGCUAAUUGUGAACGAACCGUGAUGGCUUGCAUUCAGUCAGGUGGAAUUUAUGCCCUUAUCAAUGUCAAAGCACAAAAUAGUUGUCUGGAUUUGUCCGGAGGGGAUAAUUAUUCCAUUAUCGGGUACGGAUACCACAGUGGUCCCAACCAAGCAUGGAUGUUCGAACGCCAAUACAACGGCAAUUAUUUAAUCAGAUCUAUCGGUUCCGGUCUCUAUCUCAACAUCGAAGGCGAGCCAAGGGAUGGCGCCAGAGUGGUGGCGAAACCGACCCAAUUCCAGUGGCACAUUGAGGAUGAACCAUCCUUCCAACAGGCAAUUAGGUUAUUUGUCCCUGGGACAAAUCAGAACGUCGACCUUUCGGACCAUGGGAAUGCUACGCCUGGUACCCCUGUAACUUUGUGGGGAAAGUGGAAUGGCAACAACCAGCUUUGGCGCAUUGAAAGUGUUGGCGGGGUUCGUUGAGGAAAAGUGGUUAGAUUGCAGCGGUAUGGCCAAAGGUAAUAUACAGUACUUACUGUGUUGAGAUGAUGCUGUGAAAGAGUGUAUAAUAUGUACAUUGCAAGAAAGACUAGCUCUGUCUCGUCGGAAUCCCAG
Messenger RNA from Pisolithus orientalis, 638 nucleotides. Its product is annotated as carbohydrate-binding module family 13 protein. Lineage: Eukaryota; Fungi; Basidiomycota; Agaricomycetes; Boletales; Pisolithaceae. The transcript has 4 exons. The record is from RefSeq and is a predicted model, not a curated record. The coding region runs from base 66 to 506 and encodes 146 amino acids.